Messenger RNA from Pseudogymnoascus verrucosus, 707 nucleotides. RefSeq lists its product as uncharacterized. NCBI's taxonomy places the organism in Eukaryota, Fungi, Ascomycota, Leotiomycetes, Thelebolales, Thelebolaceae. The transcript has a single exon. The record is from RefSeq and is a predicted model, not a curated record. The coding region runs from base 118 to 420 and encodes 100 amino acids.
CCUGCCCCGCCCGCCCGCCUCCCUCCUCAAACCCACUCGGUUAUGAUCGGCUGCAAGUCAUCAGGCCAGUGCCGCUCUUGAACGUGAGAAAUCUGUUAAUGAGGCUGGAUUUCAGACAUGGCUCUGAGAGACCUUGAGGCUCGAGGCCCCAUAACAGAGUCCCCUAAUUCCCCAACCCCAUCGAGUGGGAGUGCCCUAUCCUCUGCCAUUUCUGACCUAGAUGUAUUCGACAAUCUCAUGACCGAUACCAACGACCGCCUUCGUCUAUACCAGGGUCUUGGACAGGUGUCAUUCUCGUUGCCUGAUGUUCUUGUCGCCAGUCGUUCUUGCCACUUGUCGUUCUUGUCACCUGUCGUUCCUGCCACCUCUCGUUCUUGCAACCUGUCGUUCUUGCCGCCUGGUCGUUUCUCGCAAUCUUGAUCCCGAUCGAAAUUGGCUAUUAACGAUACCUGAGGUUGUGCAUCUCCGGAUUUUGGGACCUUCCUUGGCUUCCUAUCUGAACUGAAUAUGAAAUAAUCAUUACCAGCAUAGUCACCGACUGCCUUCACCCGGUACAACCACCCACGACCCAAGAGGAUAUUGUAUGGAGUCGUUCCGUAGACCUCCCGCCGGAGACGCAGAGCAUCGCGUUGACCCUGAAGUUGGGUUUUCAAGCUGUCGCUGCUAGCCCUCAGACUGUCAUUAUCCGUCUAGUCUUUCGUUCUUAG